Molecule: messenger RNA, 417 nt
Organism: Triticum turgidum subsp. durum (durum wheat)
Lineage: Eukaryota; Viridiplantae; Streptophyta; Magnoliopsida; Poales; Poaceae
Source: the annotation of a GenBank genome assembly
AUGACGGUGUGGGAUCAUCUUUGUAAAAUGGAAACAGACGAGGAGAAGAGGAAGGAACUCUUGUAUAGCGAGGACAAGGGUGUAGAGUGCGAAUCAUCUGCUUCUGGUUUCCGUCAUGACAAUCUGGCCACGCUCGUCAUAUUUGGUUUCAGAUCUGAAGAGUACAUGGUGAGCUAUAUCAGGCGUGUAAUGGAAGCAGCGGUGAAUCUGGAGGAUGUGUUCCUGUAUCAUAGGCUGGCUUGUAGGAAGUGCGUUGCCUAUUCUCCAAAGCGGUCAUUCAAGUUCCCAUGGACCAAGAGGCAGAGAUCGUAUGUGAAGAAGAGAAUAACUGAAGGGAUCGACUCGCCUGCCAUAAUUCGCUUCCCGACCGCUGUUGGAAUUAGGGCUGAUCAUCUUGCAAAAAAGAGGUAUCCGUAG